AUGGACGGUGUUCAGACCGUCGAUGUGAGCUGGCUUCAUCACUCGCAGAAAGACCAUCUCUCGCGAACCAAGUCAGCUACAUCCACCACGAACGAUAAGCCUUCUGCCGAGCGAGAUUCGGCGCCUGCGAUAUCGACGUCCCAUCGGAGGUCUCGUUCGAACAGUACGCCCGUGGACCCGCCCACCUCGAAAGAGUCGCGCCCGAUCCCAGACAGUUCUGUAGACAAGCAACCCGAAGAGAAGCCCGAAAAGGCUGACAAGCCAGCGGAGCCCGUCAAGUCGCAAACGUCGAGCCAGUCUCCCACCGUACAGAGAAGCAGCCCCAAGCCGGUGGGACGGAGAAAUUCAUGGAUAUCUAGUCUGAGCUCCAAAUUCUCAUCAGGGUCGACACCUCCGUCGCAAUCAACCCUGAAAGGAAGUCCCGCGAGUCCCAAAGCAACGUCGCCGCUCGAUGCGCAUAACCCGUUCGGGGCAGCCUAUUUUCCCAAGGACCGUGAGGCUGAAAAGAAAGAGGAAAAUAAUAUCCCAAGCUCUACUUCGCCCAAAGGAGCCUCAUUCAUUCACAAUGCGCUGCGCAAGUUCUCAUCCAACCCGGGAGGACUCCCGAAGCUUCCUGCUAACAGUGCCGUCUGCCCACGCCGCGUGAUGAACGUCGAUCAAGGACGAGACCGAUGCAAGGUCACAGACCUUAAACAAGCCAAGCUCAAUCGGGUGGCAUUCUGUGUCGAUGUGGAAAUUGCAGGCAUCUCUCACAGAGACUCGGACGAAGACGCCCCCCCAACUAAUCAGCUACGGCAGUCUUUGCCGGAAUCGAAUCGUCAAAAAGCAAAGAAGCCAGAAGGCAGAGAGAACAACCAUGCAGCAUCCGUAGCACCCAAACAGCCUGAACAUACCGGGAGUAGCAAGGAAGCUUUACCCACAGCGACGCCAGCUAAGACACAAGGCUCAGAUGCUCCGAGCCAAGCGCCCACUCUCAGCGAGUCGUCGACAGGCGGCGCAGCUGUCGAUCCAGCAGCUCCGGGCGAGGUAAAAGAUACGACACGAAAGCAAGAAAAGAAGAAGCGCUCAGAGGAAGAGCGCAAGGAACGUAAGGAGCGAAAACGCAGGCAAGCUGUCGCCAACGGCACGAUCCCUCUGCAGCUGCAGGGAGAAGACGACGAGGAAGACCACCGCGCAUCCGUAGCGGGCCUUUCGCGAUCAAAAACACAGAGCCACCCCACGACGGACCCGGUGCGAAUCUACCGUCGCUGUUGUCAACUUCGCGAAACACCUGUGCUCAAAAGGAUUGUCGAUGAAAUUUCCUCACCCUCGUCAACAUUGGCUGAAUCUCCUGGCACUGUGGCUGCAUUGGAUCUCAGCAACUUCCCCAUGACAAUUCAAGACAUUGCCACGUUCAGCGACUGGCUUGCGGUUGUGCCCGUCCGCAAACUGAUUCUUGAAAAUUGCUCUUUGAAUGAUGAAUCGAUUCGCGCCAUCCUGUCGGGUCUGCUGUCCACGAAGACAGUCGAGCAGAUGCGUUAUCGACGUCGCCGGGCCCGCAAACCCGACUCACCAGUCGUAAAGAACGUGCGCUGGGGCGUGGUCGAGAAGCUCUCGCUCAAGGACAAUCCGAAAAUCGGGCGGGAAGGAUGGCGCCACAUCAGUCUUUUUGUCCACUUAUCAAGAUCACUUAAGGCCAUCGACCUAUCUGGAAUUCCUUUCCCCAAGGUUCGGGCGCCAACCGACAAUCCUGCAGGACCGAACCCAGCGCCACCCUUCGAUGCUUGCGCCGUGUUUGCUGAAGCCUUAGGGGAACGCUUUGGGGGUGAUCAUCUCGAAGAGCUGUUACUGAGCGAGUGCAUGCCCUCAACAGACCAAGUGAAGCAGAUCUGUGCCGCCGUAGCAAAGAUGAAGCUGCGACGCUUGGGCCUCGCGAAUAAUGGUCUCACCCGAGAAGGCCUGCGCCACGUGGUUGACUAUCUCAAGGACGACUUUUGUGAAGGCCUAGACCUGGGGGGGAACCCCAUCAAAGACGACCUUGAUCUGAUCGCCUCUGCCAUUGAACCUGAGCAGCCCCUUUUCGCAAUCAGCCUUGCAGACUGCUCUUUGAAUCCCUCUGUCAUUUGUCCACUGUUACAGUCUCUUUCUCGGCUCAACAACCUCAGAUUUUUGGACGUUUCUCACAAUCCAGAUUUAUUCUCUUCCCAGCCGAGCUCAUUGGCGGCUUUCAGACGGUUCUUGCCCAAGAUGAGGUCGUUGAAGCGUAUCCACCUGGCAGAUGUUGACAUGUCACCCGACCAUGUGAUCGGACUUGCUGAAAUUCUUCCAGAGUGUCCAAGCCUCUGCCACCUGAGCAUCUUGGAGAACCCACAGAUCGCCGCGCUUGCCUCGAGUACAGACCCGGCUGUCCAAGAAGAGGCCUGUGCCGUCUAUGCCUCCAUGAUGACCGCUGUCCGUGUGUCGAGGACUAUCAUUGCCGUUGACAUUGACAUUCCAUCAGCCGAAAGCAAUGAAGUUGUCAAGGCUCUUGCAUCCCAGAUUGUGGCCUAUUCCCUUCGAAAUCUCGAAGGUGGAGCAAUUGCCGAGGAACUUUCCGAGUCCAUCAAUACCUCUCCAACGAAGGAUGUCCCCGUGCCAGAAAUUCUACAACAUAUCGUCGGCCACUCGAACGGAUUAGAAGACGCCUAUGACGAGGAAGCUGAUGCUGCCCCAGAUGAAGAUUAUGUGAUUGGCGGCACAGGUGUGGUGAAGGCAUUGGGUGUCUGUCUCGGCAACUUGAACCAAGACGGUAGCGACAAUCUCGGAGACGCGUCGGCCCCUGCAAGCGGUACUGCUACACCCCGGCGGCCGAAGUCGCGAGGCGUUGCGACGAAGCGACCUCGGGACAUGUCGAAAAAUCUGUUGGACUCUGCGCGGAACAUCCGAGCUCGGAUCCAGACUGCCCUCAUUCGUGAGGAUCGACUGGGUAACGACGCGAACUACAGACGUCUGCAAUUCCUGGAUUUCACGCUCCAGAGAAUGAUUCAACGGUUCGAAGACGAAUACCCAGAGACCCGUAUUGUUCCUCAGCCUGCUCCAGCAUCGGCUGCCCCGGACAAUAUCUCGCAACAUUCCAGUGAAGGUGCCACCGGCCCCAGUGCCAGUGACAUCAUGAACAACUAUCUUGUUGAUAACGAGAAUGCGAUCGACGAUGAAGAAACAGAUCAAUAUGCGAUUCACCUCUCGCGGACCAGCUCCAUGACUUCGCUACAUUCUCGCGCAAUGACAUCGGAAGAAGGUCAUGUCCAUCGUCUCGGUCAAAACCUUCGGCGCGAUUUCCUCAACCCUCCAUCGGGCUCAGGCGAUCCCGACGAUGAGGCGUCUCACCUUGUGGCACUGCGGAAGAAACUUGAGCGGCUGCACGAACAACAGUCCCAAUCCCCAUUCGACAGCUCUGGGGCCGAAGACACUUUUGAAAAGCUCGGGUUAACGGUGGACGAGCUUUGGGCCGCUCAACACCAUGACGUCGAGAGCUUCGAGCGUUUCAAGCAGUCGCAGAUCGCGGCACAGAUCAACAGCAAACCUCGUGAGACCGAUGGCUCGGCCAAUCCUCGCAAUGAGCCGCACAAGAACGGCACUGUCCCAAACGCGCAAUAA
Penicillium oxalicum is the source of this 3615-nucleotide messenger RNA. Its product is annotated as putative cell wall biogenesis protein Mhp1. Gene Ontology annotation, cellular component: cytoplasm. The record is from RefSeq and is a predicted model, not a curated record. The coding region runs from base 1 to 3615 and encodes 1204 amino acids. The transcript has 3 exons. Lineage: Eukaryota; Fungi; Ascomycota; Eurotiomycetes; Eurotiales; Aspergillaceae. Gene Ontology annotation, biological process: positive regulation of inflammatory response.